AUGGUGGUGGACACGGACUCGCACGCUGUCAUUCGUGCACGUGCAAUUUCGGCACACAAGGAGAAAAAGGUGGAAACGGAAACUUUGCAGCGGAUGUUCGACAAAUUCACCAACAGGAUCCUGAACUUCAAGAAGGACAAUUGUCAGGAAUUGGUUCCUAUCACGGAAUACAAUGGGAUCGUGGCUCUCUGCAAACUUUUCACAUCUUUGGCCGAGGAAGGGCUGAAUCUCACUGACACAGAGAACUACUCCACCUUGGUGGAGAUGUACUUCGUCUUCAGCAUGAUCUGGUCGCUGUGCGCCGCCGUGGACGAGGAAGGCCGGAAGAAGAUUGACAACUUCCUGCGGGAAAUCGAGGGAACCUUUCCUAACAAGGACACCGUCUACGAGUAUUACGUGGACCCCAAGAGGAAGCAGUGGGUUGCCUUUGAGGACAACCUUCCCAAGAUGUGGAGAUACCCUCCCAACAUCCCCUUCUACAAGAUCAUCGUGCCGACGGUCGACACCAUGCGCUACAACUAUCUCGUCAACGCCCUGAUUUCCAACCAACAGCCGGUGGUGCUGGUUGGCAUGGUGGGCACGGGGAAGACCUCCAUUGCCCAGGGGGUGCUUCAGUCCUUGGACAGCAUCAAAUGGGCCAUCCUGGUCAUCAACAUGUCUGCUCAGACCACCUCCAACAACGUCCAGAGCAUCAUCGAGAGCCGCGUGGAGAAGCGCACCAAGGGCGUCUACGUGCCCAUGGGAGGGAAAAGCAUGAUCACCUUCAUGGAUGACCUCAACAUGCCAGCCAAAGACACCUUCGGAUCUCAGCCUCCGCUGGAACUCCUCCGGCUAUGGCUGGAUUACGGCUUCUGGUACGACCGGACCAAGCAGACCAUCAAACACAUCAAGGACAUGUUCCUGAUGGCGGCCAUGGGACCUCCCGGAGGAGGCCGUACGGUGAUCUCCAGCCGUUUGCAGAGCCGUUUCAAUCUCAUCAAUAUGACCUUCCCAACCGAUUCCCAAAUCCGUCGCAUCUUCGGCACCAUGAUCAACCAGAAGUUGCAGAAUUUCGAGGAGGCUGUGAAACCCAUCGGGAAUGUCAUCACUGAGGCCACGGUGGAGCUUUACAACAGCGUGGUCCAACGGUUCCUACCCACGCCGGCCAAAAUCCACUACCUCUUCAACCUCCGGGACAUUUCCAAGGUCUUUCAAGGCAUGUUGAGGGCGCACAAGGACUUCCACGAUACCAAAGCCAGUUUGACGCGCCUCUGGAUCCACGAAUGCUUCAGGGUCUUCUCGGACCGCCUGGUGGACAUCCCUGACAUGGAGACCUUCGUGGCCCUUCUGGGGGAGAAGCUGGGCACCUUCUUCGACGUGACCUUCCAUCACCUCUGCCCCAACAAACGGUCACCCAUCUUCGGUGAUUUCAUGCGCAACGUUUACGAGGAUAUGACGGACAUGGGUGUCCUGAAGGCCGAGAUGGAGCGGGCAUUGGGGGACUACAACCGGACGCCAGGCGUGGUGCCCAUGAGGCUGGUGCUCUUCCGAGACGCCAUCGAGCACAUCACCCGCAUCGUCCGGGUGAUCAGCCAACCCCGCGGCAACAUGCUGCUGGUGGGCAUCGGAGGGAGCGGGCGCCAGAGCCUGGCCCGCUUGGCCUCCUCCAUCUGCGAGUACUACACCUUCCAGAUCGAGGUCUCCCGGCAGUACCGCAAACAGGAAUUCCGAGAAGACAUCAAGAAGCUUUACCGGCAGACCGGGGUCGACCUGAAGCCCACCACUUUCCUCUUCGUGGAUACCCAGAUCGCGGACGAAUGCUUCUUGGAGGACAUCAACAACAUCUUGAGCUCUGGGGAAGUGCCCAACCUCUACAAAUCGGAUGAGUUUGAGGAGAUCCAAAACCAUAUCCUUGACGCGGCCCGGUCCGAGGGCAUCCAGGAGAGUCAGGACAGCCUCUUUGCCUACCUGAUCGAAAGAGUCCGGAACAAUCUUCACGUCGUGCUGUGCCUGAGCCCAGUGGGGGACCCCUUCAGGAACCGGAUACGCCAAUAUCCCGCUUUGGUGAACUGUACGACCAUUGACUGGUUCUCGGAGUGGCCAAAGGAAGCCUUGCUGGAGGUGGCGGAGAAGUAUCUGGAAGGCGUGGAUUUGGGCACGGUGGAAAAGGGCAGCUUCGACACGAUGCAAAAGCGAGUGGCUAAAAUCUUUGUCACCAUGCACUGGUCAGUGGCCAGAUAUUCUCACAAGAUGCUGCUGGAACUCCGGCGCCAUAACUAUGUGACACCCACCAACUACCUGGAGCUGGUGUCCGGCUACAAGAAACUGCUGGCCGAGAAACGGAAGGAGCUUUCCGACCAGGCCAACAAACUCCGCAACGGUCUCUUCAAAAUUGACGAGACCCGAGAAAAAGUCGAGGUGAUGACCCUGGAGCUGGAGGAGGCCCGGAGGAAGGUGGCCGAAUUCCAGAAACAGUGCGAGGAAUACCUGGUGAUCAUUGUUCAGCAGAAACGGGAAGCCGAUGAGCAACAGAAGACGGUGUCGGCCAACAGCGAGAAGAUCGCUGCCGAGGAGAUCAAGUGCAAAGCGUUAGCCGACAAUGCCCAGAAGGAUCUGGAGGAAGCGUUACCCGCCUUGGAGGAAGCCAUGAAGGCUUUGGAGUCCCUCAACAAGAAGGACUUGACGGAGAUCAAGUCCUACGGCCGGCCGCCCACCCUGGUGGAGACUGUGAUGCAGGCCGUGAUGAUCCUGCGGGGCAACGAGCCCACCUGGGCGGAAGCCAAGAAGCAGCUAGGGGAGCCCAACUUCAUCAAGCAACUGGUCUACUUCGACAAGGAUAACAUCUCCGACAAAGUUCUCAAGAAGAUCAGCGCCUACUGCUCCCAGCCAGAUUUCCAGCCAGACAUCAUCGGGCGGGUCUCGGUGGCCGCCAAGUCUCUGUGCAUGUGGGUGCGAGCCAUGGAGAUGUACGGGCGCAUCUACCGCGUGGUGGAGCCCAAGCGCGCUCGCAUGAAUGCCGCCUUGGCCCAGCUGGCAGAGAAGCAGGCGGCCCAGGCCGAAGCUCAGGAGCGGCUGCGAGAGGUUGCAGAGAAGCUGGAGAUGCUGAAGAAGGAGUACGAGGAGAAGCUGGCGCAGAAGGAGGAACUGCGCAAGAAGUCCGAGGAGAUGGAGAUGAAACUGGACCGGGCUGACAAGCUGGUCUCUGGCCUGGCCGGGGAGAAGAUCCGCUGGGAGGAGACCGUCAAGGGCCUGGAGGAAGAUCUGGGCUACUUGGUGGGCGACUGCCUCCUCGCCUCGGCCUUUGUGUCCUACAUGGGGCCCUUCCUGUCCGUUUACCGCGAUGAAAUGCUCUCCCACAUCUGGAUGAAGCAGAUCCGGCAGUUUCAUGUGCCCUGCUCACCCAUGUUCACCUGCGACAGCUUCCUCUCCAACCCAACCAUGGUACGCACCUGGAAUAUCCAGGGACUGCCCUCCGACGACUUCUCCACCGAAAACGGGAUUAUCGUCACGCGUGGAAACCGGUGGCCUCUGAUGAUCGACCCUCAAUGCCAGGCCAGUAAGUGGAUCAAGAACAUGGAAGCCAAGAAAGGCUUGAAGAUCAUCGACCUGCAGAUGCCCGAUUACCUUCGCAUCCUGGAAAAUGCCAUCCAAAUGGGCUCACCGGUGCUGCUGCAGAACGUACAAGAGGAGCUGGACCCCACCCUCGCCCCCAUCCUCAACAAGUCCGUCACCAAAGUGGGUGGGCGCAUGCUGAUCCGGCUGGGCGACAAGGAGGUGGAUUACCACCCUGACUUCCGAUUCUACCUCACCACCAAGCUCUCCAACCCUCACUACACGCCCGAGACGUCCUCGCAGACCACCAUCGUCAACUUUGCCGUCAAGGAGCAGGGCCUGGAGGCCCAGCUGCUGGGCAUCGUGGUCCGGAAAGAGCGGCCCGAACUGGAGGAACAGAAGGACUCCCUGGUGCUCAACAUCGCGGCCGGCAAGGGGAAGCUGAAGGAGCUGGAAGACGAGAUCCUCAGGUUGUUGAACGAAGCCACCGGCUCCCUGCUGGACGACGUGCAGUUGGUGAAUACCUUGCAAACCUCCAAAGUCACCGCCACGGAAGUGACGGAGCAGCUGGAGACCAGCGAGAUGACGGAGAUCAAGAUUGACACCGCCCGGGAGGCCUACCGGCCUUGUGCCCAGAGAGCCUCCAUCCUCUUCUUCGUGCUCAACGACAUGGGGCGGAUCGACCCCAUGUACCAGUUCUCCCUGGACGCCUACAUCGACCUCUUCAACCUCAGCAUUAACAAGAGUCAUCGCAGCCACAAGCUGGAGGAACGAAUCCGACACCUCAACGAGUACCACACCUACGCCGUCUAUAGGUACACCUGCCGGGGUCUCUUCGAGAGACACAAGCUGCUCUUCAGCUUCCAGAUGUGCGCCAAGAUUCUGGAAAUGUCCGGCUCCCUCAAGAUGGACGAGUACAAUUUCUUCCUGCGGGGCGGAGUGGUGCUGGACCGGGAAGGGCAGAUGGACAAUCCGUGCACCAGCUGGCUCUCCGACAUCUACUGGGACAACGUGACGGAGCUGGAUAAGCUGACCAAUUUCCACGGCAUCAUGAAUUCCUUCGAACAGUAUCCCAGGGACUGGAACCUUUGGUACACCAACUCCAAGCCGGAGAAGGCCAUGCUGCCAGGCGAGUGGGAAAACUCCUGCAACCAAAUGCAACGGAUGCUGGUCGUCCGGUCUCUGCGGCCGGAUCGGGUGGCCUUCUGCGUCACGGCCUUCAUCGUCUCCAACCUGGGCUCUCAGUUUAUCGAACCCCCCGUGCUGAACAUGAAGUCGGUGGUGGACGACUCCACCACAAAGACCCCGCUGAUCUUCGUCCUGUCUUCGGGUGUCGACCCCACCUCCUCCCUGCUUCAGCUGGCAGAGCAGUCGGGCAUGGCUCAACGUUUCCAUGCCCUGUCCUUGGGUCAGGGCCAGGCACCCAUCGCCACGCGUAUGAUUAAGGACGGGGUCCACCAGGGUAACUGGGUCUUCCUGGCCAACUGUCACCUGUCUCUGUCCUGGAUGCCACAGCUGGACAAACUGGUGGAACAGCUGCAGGUCGAAGAGCCGCACCCUUCCUUCCGCCUGUGGCUGAGCUCCAGCCCCCACCCCGAAUUCCCCAUCUCUAUCCUGCAGGCGGGCAUCAAAAUGACAACGGAACCCCCCACGGGCUUGAAGGCGAACAUGAAGCGCUUGUACCAGCUGAUCACGGACCCCCAGUUCAACCGCUGCACCAAGCCCAGCAAGUACAAGAAGUUGCUCUUCGCCCUCUGCUUCUUCCACAGCGUCCUGCUGGAGCGCAAGAAGUUCCUGCAACUCGGCUGGAACAUCAUCUACGGCUUCAACGACUCCGAUUUUGAGGUGUCCGAGAACCUCCUGAGCCUCUACCUGGACGAGUACGAGGACACCCCGUGGGACGCUCUGAAGUACCUGAUCGCAGGGGUCAACUACGGGGGCCACGUGACGGACGACUGGGACCGACGUCUCCUGACCACCUACAUCAACGACUACUUCUGCGAUCAAACUGUGGCCGCCCCCUUCUACAAGCUAACGGUGUUGGACACUUACUACAUCCCCAAGGACGGCAACCUCUCCUCUUACAAGGAGUACAUCAGCCUCCUGCCGGGCAUGGACCCCCCGGAGGCCUUCGGCCAGCACCCCAACGCCGACGUGGCCUCGCAGAUCACUGAGGCCCGGACCCUCUUCGAAACGCUGCUCUCCCUCCAGCCACAAACCACCCCCACCGGAGUAGCCGGGCAGAGCCGCGAGGACAAGGUUCUGGAGCUCUCCUCUGACGUGCGGAGCAAGAUUCCCGAGGAGAUCGACUACGAGGGCACCUGCAAGGUGCUCUCCACUGAUCCCUCCCCUCUCAAUGUCGUCCUGUUGCAAGAGAUCCAGCGUUACAACUCCUUGUUGCAGAUCAUCAGCUCGUCGCUGGUGGAGCUGGAGAAAGGCAUUCAAGGCCUAGUGGUCAUGUCGACGGAUCUGGAAGAGAUUUUCAAUUGCAUUUUCGACGCCCGCGUGCCCCCCAUGUGGGAAAGGGCCUACUCUUCCCAAAAGCCCCUGGCCGCCUGGACCCGGGAUCUGGGCCUGCGGGUGGAACAGUUUGCUCGCUGGGCGAAGACGGCUCACCCGCCCGUUCUCUUCUGGCUCUCGGGCUUCACCUUCCCCACUGGGUUCCUGACGGCGGUUUUGCAGGCCGCCGCACGGCAGAACAACAUCUCUGUGGACACCCUGAGCUGGGAGUUCAUCGUCUCCACGGUGGACGAUAACAAUCUGGUGUACCCCCCGAAGGAGGGCGUGUGGAUCCGGGGUCUCUUCCUGGAGGGGGCCGGCUGGGACAAGAAGAACUCCUGCCUGGUGGAGGCCGAGCCCAUGCAGCUGGUCUGCCCCAUCCCCACCAUCCACUUCAAGCCGGUGGAGAACAAGAAGAAGGCUGGCAAAGGCAUCUACUCCUGCCCUUGCUACUACUACCCCAACCGGGCGGGCACCUCCGGGCGCCCCUCCUUCGUCAUCGGCGUGGAUCUGCGCUCCGGAGCGAUGCCCCCUGACCACUGGAUCAAGCGUGGCACCGCCCUGCUUAUGAGCCUGGAUACAUGA
Thamnophis elegans (Western terrestrial garter snake) is the source of this 6615-nucleotide messenger RNA. It is a transcript of the gene DNAH2, whose product is annotated as dynein axonemal heavy chain 2. The coding region runs from base 1 to 6615 and encodes 2204 amino acids. Gene Ontology annotation, molecular function: dynein light intermediate chain binding; minus-end-directed microtubule motor activity; dynein intermediate chain binding. Gene Ontology annotation, cellular component: dynein complex. The transcript has 44 exons. The record is from RefSeq and is a predicted model, not a curated record. NCBI's taxonomy places the organism in Eukaryota, Metazoa, Chordata, Lepidosauria, Squamata, Natricidae. Gene Ontology annotation, biological process: microtubule-based movement.